Molecule: messenger RNA, 792 nt
Organism: Daldinia childiae
Lineage: Eukaryota; Fungi; Ascomycota; Sordariomycetes; Xylariales; Hypoxylaceae
Product: putative coiled-coil domain-containing protein
Exons: 2
Coding region: 1-792 (263 amino acids)
Source: RefSeq, a predicted model, not a curated record
AUGCCCCCGGCGGCUCCGCCGUCGCCUCCCGUGUCAUCGGCUUCGUCGCCCGCCGCCCCGUACAUCAAGCCCCAGCCGCGGCCGCCCAGGUCACCCGCGCGCGCCGCGCAGAUCAGGGUGCAGAACCGGCGGCGCGAGUACCUCGAUCGAAAUCCGGGGUACUUUAAUUCGCUGGAGCAUGAGCUUGCCGACCCCAUACUGUAUGACGCGCUCAUACGGCACUUCCAAUCGCCGGCUGAGCGCGAGAAAGAAGGGCGCGAGAAGGGAUACUCGCGGAUAUUAGAGGUAGACCUUUUGCGCGGCGAGGCUAAGCUGGCGCAAGUUACUGCCUCUUCCCAGGAAAGUGGUCUUCCCGCGGAACCUUCAACAGCAGGGCGACCGUCUUGGCUCCCGAAACCGGCGGCGGAGGAUACCGACCCGUUUAUUCGGGAGUAUGCUAACGGGGGCGACGGUCUCGGCGACGAUGGCAGUGGUACUAGUGUUAGUGGCGACGGCGGUGAAACGAAGUUGAAGGGGCUGCCCCGGCGGCCGGAGACUAAGGAGGAGGGGCGUGGGCGGUGGGAUGAUUUUCUGAGACGCCGGUUCGUGCUGGGACGAGAUGAGGACUUUGACUACAGUGCUGUGGAUGAGAAUGAUGAGUUCGACGUGCUUGAGCGGCGCGAGCAGGAGGAGGCGUGGUUUGAUGAUGAGGAUCCUGAUUGGGCGAGUGAUUUCGUCGAGGAUCAGGGGGGUGGUGGCGGGAAGGCAGGGGAAAAGAGGCUUGAGGGGGAAACUGGAAUUCAGGAUUUCUGA